Molecule: messenger RNA, 1085 nt
Organism: Juglans regia (Persian walnut)
Lineage: Eukaryota; Viridiplantae; Streptophyta; Magnoliopsida; Fagales; Juglandaceae
Product: putative expansin-A17
Exons: 3
Coding region: 42-809 (255 amino acids)
Biological process (GO): plant-type cell wall organization
Cellular component (GO): extracellular region
Source: RefSeq, a predicted model, not a curated record
GCUGGUGCUUAAUUCUUUCAGAGAGAUCAGAGAGAGAGAGAAUGGAAAGGCUCCAUGUAUUGGCUAGCUUUCUACUGUUUCUGGGUAUAUUCACCACAAAAUUCACAGCAACAAUGGCUGCUUGGCUGCAAGCCCAUGCAACUUUCUACGGCGGAAGUGAUGCUUCAGGAACAAUGGGAGGUGCCUGCGGUUAUGGAAAUCUCUACACCGAUGGUUAUGGCAUAAAAACUGCAGCUCUUAGCACGGCUUUGUUCAACGAUGGGAAGUCAUGCGGCGGGUGCUAUCAGAUAGUGUGCGACGCAACCAAGGUUCCCCAGUGGUGUCUCAGGGGCACUUCCAUUACUAUCACCGGCACAAACUUCUGUCCUCCAAACUAUGACCUGCCCAGCGACAAUGGUGGCUGGUGCAACCCUCCACGGCCACACUUCGACAUGUCUCAGCCUGCCUUCGAGACUAUUGCCAAAUACAAGGCUGGGAUCGUACCCAUUUUGUAUAGGAAAGUGGGAUGCAGGAGAAGUGGAGGCAUCAGGUUUACCAUCAAUGGAAGAGAUUACUUCGAACUAGUGCUCAUAUCCAACGUAGGGGGAGCUGGAGAUAUCUCUAAUGUUUGGAUCAAAGGGUCUAAAACCAACAAAUGGGAAACCAUGUCAAGAAACUGGGGCGUCAAUUGGCAGAGCCUGAAUUAUCUUAAUGGUCAGAGCUUGUCGUUUAGAGUCCAAACCAGCAAUGGACAAACUCGCACAGCUCUCAACGUGGUGCCUUCCAAUUGGAAGUUUGGGCAGUCCUUCACCAGCAAAGUUCAAUUCUAGAUGAUGUUGAUGUAUACAAAACCAUAUACAUGAUAUAAAGUUGAUCUGUGCUCCGUUUUCAAUAUAAAUAUAUAUCCUUCCCUAUUUGUUUGAUUUUCUCUGCUUCUUUCCUCCCUAUAUUGUAUUACACUUCCUUUCCCUUUUUGUUCAGAAGGAAGGGAAAAAAAAAAAAAAAUUCUGGCUGGGUUGUGGCUGAGUUUUGCUCAUGUGAAGCCCACCGAGUUGCAUUGAUAAAAUAUGUACGCCGAUCGAAAAGAGUACUGGAAUAUUGUAUGC